Dibothriocephalus latus is the source of this 513-nucleotide messenger RNA. The record is from the annotation of a GenBank genome assembly. Lineage: Eukaryota; Metazoa; Platyhelminthes; Cestoda; Diphyllobothriidea; Diphyllobothriidae.
AUGUCCAUACCAGGCUAUGGUGAAAAGCAAUAUGGCCUAAUUAUUCCAGGCAAAAAACAGGAACAGGUGUCGAAAGUAGGGAAAAGUGCGUUUACAGAGGAAUCUGAUGAUGAAGAUGAUGCCAGAUUUAAGCAGCCCAACUUUGAUCCGAAACUGGAGACUCUGAAAGCCAAUCUUAGAAAGACGACCAAAGUUACACUGGAGAAGGCGCUGGAAGAGGACGCCUCUGUUUUCCAAUAUGAUGAGAUCUACGAUCAGAUAACCAGCGAGAAGAACCAAAUGCUCAUGGAAAAAUCAGGCGCGGCCGCUAAAAAGCCCAAAUAUGUGGAAAAGUUGUUAAAGACUUCAGCCAUGCGCAAGCUAGAGAAAGAACUCCUUUCGGAAAGGAAGGCCCAGCGGGAACUGGAGGCCGAGAAGGAGAUGUUCGCCGACAAGGAAUCAUUCGUGACCGGGGCCUAUAAGGUGUGUCUCGGUUAUUUCUCCUCCUCCUCCUCCUCCUCCUCCUCCUCCUCC